AUGGAUUUCUUGGAGGUUGGGAACCACACUACAGUGACAGAGUUCAUUUUAUUGGGAUUAACAGAUGACCCAGUUCUUAGAGUUGUCCUCUUCACCAUCAUCCUGUGCAUCUACCUGGUGACUGUGUUUGGGAACCUCAGCACCAUCCUUCUCAUCAGAGUCUCUUCCCAGCUCCGUCACCCCAUGUAUAUUUUUCUCAGUCACUUGGCUUCUGUCGACAUAGGCAUUUCAUCAUCGGUCACACCCAAUAUGCUUGUUAACUUCCUGGUAAAGCAAAAUACCAUUUCCUACAUUGGAUGCUCUGUACAGUUUGGCUCAGCUGCUUUCUUUGGGACAGUUGAAUGCUUCCUUCUGGCUGCCAUGGCUUAUGAUAGGUUUGUAGCAAUCUGUAACCCACUGCUUUAUUUCACCAAAAUGUCCACAGAAGCCUGUAUCCAGUUGGUUGUAGGAUCCUAUUUACAGGGUUUUCUUAAUGCUUCUCUUUUUACUCUUUCCUUCUUUUCCUUGUUCUUCUGCGGACCAAAUAGAAUCAAUCACUUUUACUGUGAUUUUGCUCCUUUGGUGGAACUCUCUUGUUCUGAUGUCACUGUCUCUGUUGUUGUAACAUCAGUUUCUGCUAGUUUUAUCACAAUGAUAACAAUAUUUGUCAUAGCCAUCUCUUAUUCUUAUAUUUUCAUCACCAUUAUUAAGAUGCACUCUGCCGAAGGUCGACAGAAAGCCUUCUCCACCUGCACCUCCCACCUUACUGCAGUCAUUCUGUUCUAUGGAACUGCUAUAUUCAUUUAUGUGAUGCCCAAGUCCAGCUACUCCACAGACCAAAACAAGGUGAUGUCUGUAUUCUACACGGUGGUGAUACCAAUGUUGAACCCCCUCAUCUACAGCCUCAGAAAUAAUGAGAUUAAGGGUACUCUGAAGAGACAACUUGAUAAGAAAAUAUUUUUAGAGUAA
Grammomys surdaster is the source of this 948-nucleotide messenger RNA. Its product is annotated as olfactory receptor 498. NCBI's taxonomy places the organism in Eukaryota, Metazoa, Chordata, Mammalia, Rodentia, Muridae. The transcript has a single exon. Gene Ontology annotation, biological process: G protein-coupled receptor signaling pathway; sensory perception of smell. The record is from RefSeq and is a predicted model, not a curated record. Bases 1 to 948 code for a protein of 315 amino acids. Gene Ontology annotation, molecular function: odorant binding; G protein-coupled receptor activity; olfactory receptor activity. Gene Ontology annotation, cellular component: membrane.